AUGAAAUUUCUUAAAAAUCUUGUUAUUCUGUUACUCGUUAUUAAUGCUGUUGCUUGCACAUGUUCUAAAGCUAAAAGUGUACCAAGCAGUCAAGUCUCAGUACUAAGAAAUCAAGUCUUAAUAUUUGUGGAUGAUUUUUCAUUGCCUCAAUUAUAUACAUGGGAUUUUAAAAAAGGAAGAUAUAUGCGAGUAUUGAAUAAAAAUAGUAAAAUGUGUAAAAGUUACCCAGGUGGUCUGUACCUUCAAUCAUUUCCUAAAGGUAGUGCAAAGGCUAUAUAUCAACCAGUACAUAAACCUAAAGGAGCUAAUAUAAAAAGACCAAGAUCGUAA
This is a messenger RNA of Cetraspora pellucida, 330 nucleotides long. The record is from the annotation of a GenBank genome assembly. Lineage: Eukaryota; Fungi; Glomeromycota; Glomeromycetes; Diversisporales; Gigasporaceae.